Drosophila kikkawai is the source of this 1296-nucleotide messenger RNA. RefSeq lists its product as uncharacterized. The record is from RefSeq and is a predicted model, not a curated record. Lineage: Eukaryota; Metazoa; Arthropoda; Insecta; Diptera; Drosophilidae.
UUUUUAUAUAGUCACACCCUAAACAAUACCAAAUAAAUUCUAAUAAAUUACACAACAUAUAUACUAUACAGUAUAUAUUUUUUUUUUAAAUUUAAGGACCUUUCUUUUACACAAAUAAAACCCCUUUCAGUCAUGCCACCCAUUAUCCAGCUCUAUCGGCGCCGGGACUUUCCCUGCCGCAACCUCCAUCACCUCCAAGCCGGUGACUUCCAUGUAAACGAUGAAGAGGAGGAUCCCCGCCAGCGUGGCGUCCUACACACCACCAGCUGUCGGCGACAUCGCGACCGUCUUCGCUCCAGUCGUCACUCCCACCUCCUUCAAGGAUUCUCCACCUUUGCAGCUGUGCUGGUGGUGCUGCUCCUCCUGAUCUUUCUGGGCAUAGAGAUGGCCAGCGAUCCGAUGGAUGUUAAGGAAAGUUCCAGUCUGUGGAACACCGCCCUGCGAUGGGUGGGUCUCGAGGGGGAGAGCAUCUCCCAAGGAAAAGAAAAAGACAUUCCCGAGAGUGAUUCCUGCAGCCAACAAACUCUUGACUUGCCUCACAUUUUCCGUCUCAUGGGCAAGCAGGUUCUCAACCAGGAGCUGGCUCUGGGUCGCAUGGAAAGAGCUCUCACAGGCAAUGGGCGUUUUCACUCGGUGGUUUUAAUGGGACCUCCAGGCGUGGGGAAAACCCUGACGGUUAAUGCUCUCAAACAGAAUUUUCCCUGGCCCGCCAAUGCCCACUCGUACUCCUGGAACACUGUCGUCUCCGACGAGGUGAUGAAGUUCCGUCUGGUCAGGCAGUUUGCCGAUGGGCUGUCCAACUGCGGCUCGAAUCUGCUGAUCAUAGACAACCUGGCCACCUGUGACCAUGGCCUGGUGCCCAUCUACAACCGUUUGAUCCGUGAGCGUGAGGGCGAGCUGGAUCGCAAUCAAAGGGUCCUGGUUAUCUACGUUUUCACUCUGGAAGCGGAUAUGUACUGGGAGCAGUUUGAGCUGCUGCAGCAACUGGCCAGGGAUACGACCAUUGUGAAUUUUCGGUUCUUUGGCAGGGAUGAUCUCAGGGAUUGCCUGGCCAAUGAGCUUCGAGUGGAGCAGCGGCAACUCAGCAAGGAGAAGGAGUCGGUGAUCCUGGAGAAGGCCAUAGAGAAUACCGAGGUAAUGGGUUGCAAGGGCUUGCGACUUCAGAUCCUGCAACAUGGAGAACAUAUCCAGAAACCUGUCGUCAUAAGAUAACUUUAGGUAACCUAAAUUAACGAAUAACUUUUAUUGAAAUUGAGAGAAAAAAGUCUGUAAAAAUUAAAAGUAUUUUAAACAGGA